This is a messenger RNA of Ogataea philodendri, 441 nucleotides long. RefSeq lists its product as uncharacterized. The coding region runs from base 1 to 441 and encodes 146 amino acids. The record is from RefSeq and is a predicted model, not a curated record. The transcript has a single exon. NCBI's taxonomy places the organism in Eukaryota, Fungi, Ascomycota, Pichiomycetes, Pichiales, Pichiaceae.
AUGUUGUUUGGUAGAUCAAGCCCAAUAUGCAAGCUGCUAUCGAUUAUUAGUGAGUCGUCAUCUGUCACGUCCAUGGCCAAGGAGUCAACUCCCAUCGUGCCUAAGCCGCCUCCUGGGAUCCCAAAUUGGCUCAAGCGCACACUCGCAUGGAAUUCCAAAGUCUUGAAGAAGUCAUUCAUCCACUUGGGCUGCUUGUCCAGUUCAUCACCUCGGAAUACGAGCCGCACUGGAGCGUCUGACAAAAUGGUCUUUGCCACGUUCUCGAUCGUGGAGCCAUCUCCACAAUCUUCUUUCAAGUCAGGAUCAAUAGAAGGGAUCCUGAAAUGCACAGUCACUUCCCCGGAGUUUGUAGUGAACUGGUCGAUCUCUAACUUGGCAACAGCGACUGCUUUGCUGCAAGCAGGAAGCAAAAUGGUCCAGCUGAAUGCGUCUGAUUGGUAA